CUUUGGCAGGAGGCAGCGCAAACAUGGUGGUGUUUAGUUUGUUGCGGCCAAAUGGCCCAGCAGGAAAAUAUGCCAUUUCAAUGUUUAAUAGAAGUAGAUCGGUCUUAGCAACAAUUCCGAAGCAAGGCGCAGCACCCAUAAGGAGUAUGAGCGGCAAGCCAGUUUUCAACGUCAAAGCUUCAACGUGGACUUGGCAACAGUUUAAAAAUGACCUGCAUUUUUUUGUUGGGUUAGGCGUUAUACCACUCGGACUUCUAAUUCUCUACGCUAACAUCUUUGUAGGUCCAGCCCAGCUGACCGAAAUCCCAGAAGAUUAUGAACCCUACCACUGGGAGUAUUUCAAGAGUCCGAUAACUCGCUGGUUCGCACACCACAUCUACGAGAGUCCCGAGGAGAAGUACGAGCGACUCGUGUCCUACGUCUGCCGGGAACAGGAGAAGAUCAAGCUCAGGAAGCAGGAGCAGCGCAUGAAGCAGCUCAUGUACGCUCGCGGUGACUACGUCGGCUGGUUCUACAUCCCGUUCACGGACGAGUACCACAAGCGUGCUCGCACUCGCCUCGAGUCCUACAGGAACCAAACGAAGAUCCAGUAACGCAUGCGCGCGUCGUCCGACCGACCCGCCAGGUGGCGCUGUGUCGCGGAGUCGGCCGGGGAGCGGUUUGCCAGUGAUGGUAGCGAGGGCUUUUCUGGUCAGGUGUAAAGUUUCGUGAGAAUGUUAAUGCAUUAGGGUGACGUUCGGUGUGCUGGUGAUGCUAUCCACUAGUACCCAUCUCAGCAGUUGUUUCAUUCGAAAAAUAGUCUUAAAUUAACUCCUGUGUUCAAACUCUUGAGAUAAAUUUGUUAUUUAAUCUAAUAGAUGGACAGUCGGUAAUUUUUUUUACUCCCAUUGCAUUAAUGAGUAAACAACGUUAAACUGCAGCUUUCGCUGUGCCGGUUAUCAGUAGUAGCUGUCACUGAUGUUUCUAUAACAUCAUAGAUUGAUAUCCAGGCUGCAUAUAUUAUCACAUUGUGAGUGUAUAGCAUAUAUUAAAUAAGCGUACAAUGAACGUACAGUCGGGCAUACACACUUGAGCUAAAACAGGUGUUUAAACUGCAAACAUUGUGUCAUUUUGAUAUUUGCGUUGUUGAAAUAUACAUUUAGGUAAAACUAUU
Molecule: messenger RNA, 1153 nt
Organism: Priapulus caudatus
Lineage: Eukaryota; Metazoa; Priapulida; Priapulimorpha; Priapulimorphida; Priapulidae
Product: NADH dehydrogenase [ubiquinone] 1 beta subcomplex subunit 5, mitochondrial-like
Exons: 6
Coding region: 24-593 (189 amino acids)
Source: RefSeq, a predicted model, not a curated record